Messenger RNA from Medicago truncatula (barrel medic), 958 nucleotides. Its product is annotated as universal stress protein A-like protein. The transcript is spliced from 4 exons. NCBI's taxonomy places the organism in Eukaryota, Viridiplantae, Streptophyta, Magnoliopsida, Fabales, Fabaceae. Bases 248 to 745 code for a protein of 165 amino acids. The record is from RefSeq and is a predicted model, not a curated record.
AUAGAUUCUAUCAAAACAAAUCAUUAUCCAUUCAUAAAUACCAGGUGCUUGUCUUUUGUGCUUACCUCAAGUAACAAAACUUACUAUAAAUAAACUAUAUAUUAUAUUCAGCUAUUCGACCGAUCAUAAUUUGAAGCACAAUAUAUAUAAAGUUUCUACCUCUACAAACUACUGAAUAUUUCUUUGCUCAAUUAUCAAUCAACCAACCUUGUGAUCUAUCUCAAACCGAAUUAUCAAGCAGUGUGAAAUGGCUGGCAUAACAGAAAACGGAAGAAGAAUCAUGGUAGCUAUUGAUGAAGGAGAAGAGAGCAUUUAUGCUCUCACAUGGUGCCUCAAGAAUUUGGUUUUUCAAAAUUCCAAAGAUCACCUUAUCCUCCUCUAUGUUAAGCCUCCUCGUGUUGUUUAUUCUGCCUUUGAUGGCACAGGAUACCUAUUCUCUUCUGACAUAACGGCAACCAUGGAGAAGUAUAGUCAACAAGUUGCUGAUUGUGUUUUGGAGAAAGCCAAGAUAGUCUGUAAUGAUGUCCAAAAUGUGGAGACGAGGAUAGAGAAUGGUGACCCUAGGGAUGUAAUAUGUCAGGCUGUUCAAAAAAUGGGUGUUGAUAUCUUGGUUAUGGGAAGCCACGGCUAUGGUGUCAUCAAGAGGGCUUUCCUUGGAAGUGUGAGCAACCACUGUGCACAGAAUGUGAAGUGCCCUGUUUUGAUUGUGAAGAAGCCAAAAUCAACCACUGGAGGAGAUAAUUAAGAUCUAAUAAUCAUAUUUCCUUAUUUUGUUUUUUUCUUCUUGUAAAUAAAUAUACUACUUUCCUUAUUGCUAUUGCUAUGAACAUGUCCUUUGGGUUGUGCGUGUCUUGUUCCUUCAUCUUAGAAGGAAUAUAUCUUUUCAAAUAUUAAAUGAUAAAGGUUAAAGUGGCGUGUUUAUUUAUAAUUAUUAAAGUUGGCUCUUUGUUAUUUUUUA